This is a messenger RNA of Myiozetetes cayanensis, 1005 nucleotides long. Its product is annotated as beta-1,3-galactosyltransferase 2-like. Gene Ontology annotation, cellular component: membrane. Gene Ontology annotation, molecular function: N-acetyl-beta-D-glucosaminide beta-(1,3)-galactosyltransferase activity. Lineage: Eukaryota; Metazoa; Chordata; Aves; Passeriformes; Tyrannidae. The record is from RefSeq and is a predicted model, not a curated record.
AUGAAGCUCGGGUCGAGCUCCCGCCUGCUGCUGCUGCCGCUGGCGAUGGCGCUGGCGCUGCUGGUGCUGCGGGAGCAGCGCCCGCCCGCCCAGGCGACGCCCAGCCCGGCCCCCCGGCCCGGCCCCCACCCCACCCGGCACCCGCUGCAGCCGCCGUACCCGCACCCCUACCGGUUCCUGCUGAACCACCCCGACAAGUGCCGGGCGCGGACGCCCUUCCUGGUGCUGCUGGUGGUGACGGCGCCGGCGGACACGGCCGCGCGCGACGCCGUGCGCCGCACGUGGGGCGACGAGGGCUCGGUGCCGGGCGUGCCGGUGCUGCGGCUCUUCCUGCUGGGCGUGCACCCCGUGUUCGGCGACGCGCUGCGGCCGGCGCUGCGCGAGGAGGACGAGCUGCACGGCGACCUCCUGCAGCAGGACUUCCUGGACACCUACAACAACCUGACGCUGAAGACGCUGAUGGGGCUGGAGUGGGUGAGCCGCUUCUGCCCCGACGCCGCCUACGUGGUGAAGGCCGACCACGACGUCUUCCUCAACCUGGAGUUCCUGGUGCGGCGGCUGCUGCUGCCGCCCAAGCGGGGCUUCGUGACGGGCCACGUGUACCGCGGCACGGGCCCGCUGCGCAGCCGCGCCUACAAGUGGUUCGUGCCGCGCGAGGUGUACCCCAACGACACGUACCCGCCCUACUGCGGCGGGCCCGGCUACGUGCUCUCGGGGGACGUGGCGCGCCGCGUGUUCGCCGUGGCGCAGACCGUGCCGCCCAUCAACAUGGAGGACGCCUACGUGGGGCUGUGCCUGCACGCGCUGGGGCUGCGCGUCCGCGACGGGCCCCCCGGCGCCUUCACCAUGUACCGCCUGCCCUACGACAAGUGCCGCUUCUCCCGCGCCGUCAUGGUGCACCACUACGGGCCCCGCGACCUGCUGCGCGUCUGGCCCCACUUCCGAACGCCUCCGUGCAGUGUCCCUAGGGCGGGAGCUGCUGGGGCCACUGGGACAUGCUGGUGA